Molecule: messenger RNA, 6266 nt
Organism: Xiphias gladius (swordfish)
Lineage: Eukaryota; Metazoa; Chordata; Actinopteri; Istiophoriformes; Xiphiidae
Gene: mia3
Product: MIA SH3 domain ER export factor 3
Exons: 28
Coding region: 252-5729 (1825 amino acids)
Biological process (GO): endoplasmic reticulum to Golgi vesicle-mediated transport; vesicle cargo loading; protein secretion
Cellular component (GO): endoplasmic reticulum membrane; endoplasmic reticulum exit site
Molecular function (GO): protein binding
Source: RefSeq, a predicted model, not a curated record
GGUUACUCCGGAGGACACUGCACGUACUAACCGAUGAGGCCGGGAGCUUCUGCGGUUUCCCUUUUUAUCGCCGCAUCUGUUCGAGGUCGUUUCCCCACUUUCACCUGAAGCAGCCACAUCCAGACCGAACAUCCUGUGAAAGCCUCUCAGAGCCUACACCCAGCCGGAUCUGAUGUGCUGACGUGUCGGCUCCUCCAGUCCAGUGCUCAUGCUCCAGCAGCCGAAGCGAGACCGUCAACAAAACUGCCAGCAUGGCAGCAAAACACUUUUACAGACAAGGCUUUUUACUACUUUUAUUCAAUUUUAUUUCAACCGCAGCCUUGGAAAAAAGGUUUUCGGAAUUUAAAAGAUGCGCCGAUCAGGACUGUAGCAUGCUUCUGUGUCGAGGGAAAGCAGUGAAAGAUUUCACAGGACCAGAUUGUCGGUUCCUGUCAUUUAAGAAAUCAGAAACUAUCUAUGUAUACUACAAACUGGCGGGUAGAAGGCCUGACAUGUGGGCCGGAAGUGUUGGCAAUAACUUUGGCUAUUUCCCGAGGGAUCUUCUUGCAGUUAACCACCUUUAUACUGACAAAGAGAUUGAAGUUCCAGCAGAGGAAACAGAUUUUGUCUGUUUUGAUACUGGAUUUGAUAAGUUUAACAAUUAUGACGUAGAGUUACUCUUAGGCUCUUUAGUGGAGGAGAAUGACGGUGAAAAUAAGGGGACGUCUGGCCAAAUCCAGGUGGCAGAGGACACUCACAAAGAAACACAUCCAUCUGAAGAAGAAGUGAUAGCCAGUGAAAAACAAACUGAGCAUCAAGAUAACUCAGAGGAUCUUGAUAAAGUCCCAGAUGACCAAAGUGCCUCUUUACCUGAGCUUCAGGUGGUAUCUGAAUCGCCUUCUAGUCUAGCAGUAGAACCUGAUACAGCAGCUACACCUGAUGUUACUGAAAGAGCUGAAGAAGUUGAGCAAAACCGCGCAGUAGAGUCCGUUCUUGAAAAUGUUGUGUCAGAGGGGAUUGAAACCAAAGAAAAACCCACAAAAUCUGAAGUGGAAUCCGUGCCCAACGAUGAGUUUGUUACAGAAAACAAACCAGUCCCGAUUUCUGAAGGAGUGCAAAUCCCUGAGUUGAAAACUACCCUUGGAACAACUUUUGAUGCUGUCACCACCGAUGAAGAAAUCACCAAGAAAGUUACACCGUAUGUAGAUGAGGAAAGCGAAGAUGAGGAAAGCGAAGAUGAGAAAAGCGAAGAUGAGGAAAGCGAAGAUGUGGAAAGUCACCCUGUAGAUGACACUGAUGAUAUAAAAGAAACUCCAUUACUGUCUUUCUCUGAAGAAGCCAUGAACUCUCCCUCAUCUGAUUCCCUCAAACAUCAGGAAGCUCCUCCAAUAAUGCAGGACGAUAAACCACAAACUGCAGAGGAGAAGAACGUGUGGACAUCAUUUGGAGAUGCAGUUUUUUCGGUUGUCACUGGGGGAGAGACGACAGCACACGAUUUGAGUUCAGAAGAGGACGAAGAUGAUGAGGAAGAACAAGCGGCUGCAGAAACCCCUCAGAUUUCUGAGGAAGCAAAACAAGAUGUAGAAGAACCAACAACAGAAUUUCCAAAAGAACCAGAAAACAUGGAGCAUGUUUUUCUGGAUCGUCCUGAUUCCAGCUCUGUUCAAACAGAAAAUGAAGAAUCAGUCAAUGAUUCUGAGAGACUUUUGUUUGAUCGUGAUGAUGAGAGUGAUGGAGAAGUGUUUGGACGUGAGGAAGCUUGGGAUGAAACAUUAAAACCCACAGAGGAUACACCACGGAUACACCACCAAACAGAAGCAAGUAUGAUAUCAGUGGGUCCCAUAUCUCAAGAGAAUACUUCUGACAUUCCUGAAGCUGAAAAAUCAGACAUUAAAACAACAGAUGAACCCAUUGGGCACGAAGAAGAGGAAGGGGAGGAUCUGUCCAAAGAUUCAGAGGUCAGCGAUGAUAAUGCAGAUAUACAGGACAGUAGCAUUGUGAUGGAGCAUCGAGAGGAUUUAGACAUUUUGUUAGAAGAAAACAAGACAAUGACCAAUGAGGAAUUAGUCAGUACCGAAACUGAAACACGUCAGGAUCUGCCCAUAGAAGAGAAGCAAUCAAGGGAUUUAGAUGUCCAAGAAGAUCAAAAGAAAGUAGAUGACAGCUUGCCAAAUCAAAUACAUGAUCAUUUAAUGACGAAGUUUGAGAGUAAUAACAGUCAACUAGAUUUAUCUGUCAGGCAAGCAGAGAUUUAUGAGGAACCACGUACAGAGGGGAGGGAAGAUGAGAAAGAUGCAGAGCUGGAGGAAGAACUUGUUGAGGAGAAAGAAGAAUUACUUGAAGAUGAAAAUGCACUUUCAUUCUCAAAAUCAGAUAAAACAGACUCUGACAAACCCUCACUUGUAACUGAAACUCUGCCAACUGCGUCGACUGUAGAGCCAGAAUACAGCGAUAGCGUGAUGAGACUGACUCUGCUGCGAGACCACUUCACAGUGAAAGACAUGGAGCGAGUCCAAAGGCUUCUGGGUCUAAAAAAUGUCUUCAGAGUGGAGGCCAUGUUCUCUGAUCUGGACACGGAGUUGCAGGCUACCCGUCUGUCACACAAAGGCACCACGCAGGACAUUGAAAAUGCACUCGAGGGUAUCCUGGAAGCCUCUGAAAACACUAUCUUGGACGAGGUCGAGAAGAUGCUGGAUAGCCUGAACGCGAAUCAUGAUAAUGACCACCAUAUGGACACAAGUAGUUUGGAUGAGGAGACUGAAAUACUGGAUCAUUUCCAGAGGCUUGCAUUCAGCCUACGUCAGAAGUAUUCAACAGCCAGUGACUACACAACUUUAGCAACAGAAAAAGAACCAGAUGUUAACCGGGAUGAACUUGAAUGGAAUGUUAGAGAAGAAAUGCCCCACAUUGUUGAAAAAGACAAGGUCGACAGUGUCCCUGAGACUGAGAUUGAAGACAACGUCACGGUAACGUAUCAUGACGAAAGGCCAGCCAAGACUGAAGAGGAGCAGAUAGUUUUGGAUGAAGUGCACACUGGAGCAGAUGUCAGCGUGGAGGAGGAUGGCGGACACUUUAAUAAAAACAAAGACAAUCAGCCAAGAUUCAGCGCAUCAAAUGGAAUACAGAAGGUCCCACAAGACACUCUGGAAAAUCCUUUAGAUAUGGGCCUUGGAAUCGAGGUGAAGUCUUCGCUCUCAGGAUCUUUGGACCCAUCGGAAUCAGUGUCUGAAAUUCACAAAGAAGAAGUGGGAUUAUUCUCAACUGGGAUUGUUUACAUGGGCUGCAUCCUUUCGAUUGUCAAGAGUAAAAUUGUAGAGUGGACUACUGUGAUGAUUUCACUCCUGCCAGAAGAGUGGAGGCCUGGGGAAACCUUGUAUGGCUGUCCUUGGCAAGCGGUUGUCAUCACUGCCUUUGUAGGAGUAGUGACCUUCACCCUCUUCUUCUGGAGGACUGUGUUGGCAGUAAGGAAGAGGGAAUACUGUGUGGAUGAAAAAAGGCUCAUAGAGCAAAUCCAUGCACUCAAAAAAGAAAAGAAUGAUGCACUCACAAAGAUUUCUGAACUCCAGCAGCAGACUGAGCAACUCAAGGAAAACCAAAAGCAGUCAAAGGAAACAGUUAGUUGCACAAUUAAAAGAUUGCAAGACCUGGAGAGUAAGGUUUUGGAGGCAGAAUCACGAAAUGAGCAAAUGGCUGAAGAAAAGAACACAUACACGGAACUACUAGAAAAAGAGCAGGCAAACUCUAUGAAAAAUGAAACCAGGAUUGAGAAAUUGGAGAAGUCAAAUGAGAAGCUACAGCUCAGCAGAAAAAAGAUUCAGGAAGCGCUAGCUAAGACUACUGUUCUCCUGGACGAGGCCAAGAUUCGUGAAGAUGCGAGAAAUGUUCAGCACAAAUGUCUUGAGAAAGAAUAUGCAGCACUAAAACAAGAGAACAAAACACUUAAGGCUACAAUUAAGAGCUGGGAAGACAAGCACAAGGAGCUGAGCGAGCAGAUUAAAAGCUAUCAGAAGUCCCAGAAAGAGCUGGAAGACUCUGUGGUGCUCAAAGAUCACAACGUGGAGGUGCUGUCUGAACUUCUGGCAGACUUAGAUGCUUGUGAUCUACAAAAAGGUGACACCAAAGUUUUAGCCAAUGGUGAAAUAGCACCUGAUAAGAAAACAGCCAUAAAGAACAGGAUCAAACAGAUGAUGGAUAUUUCCCGGGUCCAGACCACUCUCACAGUAGUUGAAGAAGAGCGGGAUCGCUUCAUGACUAAACUACUCAAUGAAGAAAAGACUAGAAAGGCACUGGAAGAACAACAUCAGGAGCUUGAACAUGCAAUUGCAACCAUAAAAAGCGAGAAGAGCCAUGUUGAAAACCAGUUCAAGAUCCUCCAGCAGAAAAAUGAAAUCAUGGUUGAAAUGUACCAACAGAAGGAAAAUGCUCUACAGCAGAAAUUAACGAAGGAGGAGCUUGAGCGACGCAGCAAAGAGAAUCUGCUGUCUGAGGUGGGAGGAAAAGCUCUUGAGGCAGAGGAGCAGGUUAAAGUCUUAAGGCAACGCAUUAAUGAAAUGGAGGAGCAGAUGAAGAAGACUGAGGAAGUCUACAAAGAGCAGAUAAAAGAACAGGAAAACAAAACUCAUUCAAAUUGGGUGAAUGCUCGUAAUGCAGAGAGAGCUCUGAAUCAAGAGAAGCUUGAAUCAUCAAAGCUCCGUGAAAAGCUGGCUGUAAUAACUUCGCAACUGAAUGAGCGCCGUGCUCCUCUCUUCAGACCAAACUCUGGACAACCUGCAGGCCCUCGCCAAGGUGAUUCAUAUGGGCCCUCUCCCGUGAGUGGGGGUGCACCAUCCCCUCCACUAAUGAUAGAGGGUCCCAGGCGCCCUCCCUCUGCCCCUGUGGGGCGAAGAAUUGACCCGUAUGGUCCUCGACCUCCAUCAGAUCCUCAUGGUCGUUACCCUGAAAACAAACACAUCCCUGGGAUGGACAUGAUGGGCCCCCGCAGCUCAUCACCCACCAACAUGGAUGGAUCUACACAAGCAGUAGACCCACAGAUUAAAGCAGAGGCUGAGGCUGAGGCCUCCACAGUGAGUCCAGAGCCUGGACCUGGAUCCUUCCUAGCAUCUCCAAUCAGGGACUCUCCCGGCCCCAUGGUUCAAGGACCUCCACCUGGCCCCGGACUCCAUGACCCACUGCUCCCUCCUGGACCCCUCGGCCGUCUGCCACCACCCGGACCUUACAGACAUCAACGCCCCGGCCCAUUCCACCUGCCACCUGGUCCUCCUCCUCCAAAUGUACCUCCUCCUCUUCACGGGCCUCCACUACCAGCUAACGGACACCCAGGUAUGCCUCUGCCUGGACCCAUGGGAGGAGAGUUUGGACCUCGACCCAUCAACGGACAUGCAUUCCACCCCAGGCCUGGUCCUGGCCAUGUCGUUGAUCCUCGGGUUCCACCACAACCACAUUUCCGUCCCCCUCUGCCUCAUCACUUUGGACCGAUGCCUCCACCACACGGUGUCCGUGGGCCUAUUGGACCACGUCCACCCGUCCCUCCUGACAUGCGCUUCCCCGGACCACGUGACCAUGCGAGCCCACCAGUGGACCUGCCCCCAGGUAUCUCACCCCAUCCUGCACAUCCUGGUGAUGCUUAUGGUCAGGCUCCACCCGAUGCCCUCCACAAAUCAGCAGGAGCUCACAGCAGCCCCGGGCAGGACCUGUAUUUGAAGCAGGAGGCCCCUCAGGACUCUGCAAGGCCAGCAAUGGUCAAGCCUUAAAAAUGCCACCAGUUUUGGCAGAGGACUUGAACACCGCAUUACCCCAAACCCAUCACGUUAACCAACCAGAUCCAGUCCAAACAUAGGGCAUGAUUAUUUUCGUAUUUCAGUUAUAAAAUAAAAAAUAAAAAAACUGCAAUGAUGUUAAUUAAAAAACGUGGUCCUUAAAUCAAAACAUCAAUGAUUAUGUCUGAAAUCAAUAUAAGUUUAAAGGGUUGCCACUUUUCUAAACAGCUUACUGUGCAAUAACAAUUCAUUAUAUGCCAGAGGAUUUUCAUUUGUGUUGAUCUUUUAAAAAUAUAUAUAUAGUAGUGAUUUUUAAGGGGCAAAAUUUUUUUAAUGUCAUUUCCUGUGGAAAUUAUUUUGAAAAUGGAGAAAAAGGAGAGAUUUAGCUUCUAGCAUUUCAGGAAUACCAUAAUUUUCCCAAAGCUGUUGCUUUAGAACGAACUGUAAAGCAAAUGUGUAAUUUGAUGGCCAGAUGUAUAACUUAUUUUACUAUGUUGGUAGAACUUUUAAUAAUAAAGAAUGUAAAAGGUG